AUGUGUGAGAGAGGUAAAGGACAGCUGGGCCAGGGGCCAGGCUGCGACUCCAACCGGACUUCCGCGGCGGGGGGCGCUCGGGGGCGAAAGGCUUUGGCGGCCCGGCUAGCAGCGCCCUCGGGGCCCCGGCCCGGGGUCCCGCGUCCGGCCGGAGAGAACGCACUCAAUUGCUCGAGCCGCCCCGGGCUCGCGCCCCCGGGCCAUGAAGGGGGGCCCGUGAGGCGCGCGCGGAGUCGGGAGGAAGAGGAGGGAGGAGGGAGGCCGAGGAGGAGGGCGCGGGAGGCGCAGGAUGCCGCCGCCGCCGCUGCUGCCGACGCCGCCACCCGCGGGCCCCCGGCGACCCUGACUCCAGACCCGAGGAUGGAGCCGGCGCUGGGCGCUGCAGCUGCUCCCGGCGCGCCCCCGACCAGCCAGGCCCGCUCGUUAGCCAGUCCGGAAGCUUGGAAAGACAGCAUGGGAUCCUGAAGAAGCCCUGGCCCUGCC
Molecule: messenger RNA, 483 nt
Organism: Nomascus leucogenys (northern white-cheeked gibbon)
Lineage: Eukaryota; Metazoa; Chordata; Mammalia; Primates; Hylobatidae
Product: E3 ubiquitin-protein ligase RNF169-like
Exons: 4
Coding region: 1-465 (154 amino acids)
Source: RefSeq, a predicted model, not a curated record